AUGCCUAUAUUAUCCGAUCUUGUUGAUGAUUUUAAGCUUAUUGUUCGUUUCUCGGCAGAGUACACCUACCAUGAUGUUUUCGAAUCAGAUUCUGGAGAUGGUCAAUUAGUAAGGCGACGUCGGAAGGAGGAAAAAUGGAGGAGAGAAAGACACCUUGGGGAAGGGAGCUUUGGUGCUGUUUGGUUAGAACGGUGUCUGUCAGGUGAUAGUCAAGCCAAGUUUCGUGCUGUGAAGAUGGUACCAAAAGUAUCUCCCUUCUCCCAGGUUGUCGAUUACACGCGCGAGUUGGAAGCAAUUGCGAAAUUUUCCCUUCAGAAGGCUCUGGAAUAUGUCGCUAAUGUUAGUCAGUACAACGGUUUCUUUGUAAGAUCAUCUGGUUGGUAUGAAGAUGUGGAACAUGUGUUCAUCGCCAUGGAAUACUUCGAGCAAGGCGAUCUUCAGAAACACCUAGGCCGGCCACUUCCCGAACGAGAAUGCAAACAAAUUACUCAUCAACUACUUGAGGGCCUUGAACAACUACAUGUCAAUGGGUUUGCCCACCGAGAUCUAAAACCAGCAAAUAUAUUCGUUGUUAGGAGCAGUCCUACCUGGUGGGUUAAGAUUGGCGACUUCGGAAUCAGCAAACGUGUCAAUGACGAAAGCACAUUCCUUCGAACGGCGGUUGGUACACCUGGUUUCGUCGCACCUGAGGUUCUGGAAUCCGAUGAGCCGGAUGCUCAUUACGAUUACAAGGUGGAUAUCUGGUCGCUUGGUGUCAUAGCGCACUAUGCGAUCACUACAACACUUCCGUUCAGGGAUAAGGCCCACUUACGGAGUUAUUUACAAGACUCAUGUUUUCCCACGUCGGCUUUAAUCUCUCGCGGUGUCAGCCUCGAGUGUCGUGACUUCAUUAUGAAGGGUCUACUGGCUGCAACUGUUACUAGCAGACUGUCCGCAAGUGAUGCUCUACGGCAUCAGUGGUUGGAAGAUUUCUAUGCGUCACACACAACAGACAUUAAUACAACAGAUCUAGAAGGACAUUCAAGCGAUGCUUCUGCCUCACCUAAGUCUACGGACGCCUCAGCAAAAUGGAGUGCACUAACUGGGACUGAAUACCAAGAUGCACCACCAAUGAUAGGUCAGACUAGCAGAAUGGAGGAAUUACUUUCGGCCGUCCUUUCAUCUCCUAAUGGUAUGCAAGACCAAGACGAUGCCCUUUGGCACAGUCAUACAGGGCUUGAAUUCUUGUACCAAGCAGGUUCCUCCUUCUAUCGGCUUAAACAGUUCAAAGAAGCAGAGACCAUGUUCCACCGAACCCAGCAGGGGCAAGAAAAGGUUCUGGGAUAUGACCACGCGGACACGAUCAAUUCCGCACACUGGCGUGGACACUGUUUCUAUCAGCUCGAACUGUUCGAAGAAGCACACGUCAUAUUUCAUCGUGCUCUGCAAGGGCAAAAGAAGGUGUUGGGCCACAACCAUAUAGACACGUUCAAUUCCACACACUGGCUUGGGCGCUCUCUAUAUCAGCUCAAACGAUACGAAGAAGCAGAGAAUAUACUCCACCGAGCUCUACAAGGGCAAGAGAAGGUGCUGGGCUAUGACCAUGCAGACACGGUUAACUCCGCGCACUGGCUUGGCUGCUCUCUCUAUCAGCUCAAACGGUACGAAGAAGCUGAGAAUAUACUCCACCGAGCUCUACAAGGGCAAGAGAAGGUGCUGGGCCAUAACCAUGCGGACACGUUUAACUCCGCGCACUGGCUUGGCCGCUCUCUCUAUCAGCUCAAACGGUACGAAGAAGCUGAGAAUAUACUCCACCGAGCUCUACAAGGGCAAGAGAAGGUGCUGGGCCAUGACCAUGCAGACACGGUCAACUCCGCACACUGGCUUGGCCGCGCUUUUUAUCAGCUCAAACGGUUCGAAGAAGCAGAGGCCAUGUUCCGCCGAGUUCUAAAAGGGCAAGAGAACACCCUGGGCCAUGAUCAUGCAGACACAAUCAAUUCUGCACACUGGCUUGGUCUCUCUCUUUAUUACCAGAAACAGUAUGAACAGUCAGAGACCAUGCUGCGGCAAGCACUACAAGGCCAAGGGAAGGUGUUUGGCCGUGAUCAUGCUGAAACACUUUAUUCCGCGCACUGGCUUGGCCUCUCCCUCUACCAUCUGGAACGAUACAAAGAGGCAGAGGUCUUGCUUCGACAAGCUCUACAAGGUCAAGCGAAGGUGUUAGGCCGUGAUCAUGCUGAAACACUCUAUACUAUACACUGGCUUGGCGUCUCUCUUUAUUAUAUAAAGCAAUACAAAGAGGCAGAGGACUUUCUUCAACAAGCUUUACAAGGACAAGAGAAGGUGUUGGGUCAUGACCAUGCAGAUACUCUCAAUUCUGCACACUGGCUUGGUCAGUCUAUCUUUAGGCAGAAACGGUACAAAGAAGCAGAGACCAUGCUCCGACGAGCUCUACGAGGACAAUCGAAAGUGUUGGGCCGUGAUCAUGCAGACACAAUCAAUUCUGCACACUGGCUUGGUCUCUCUCUUUAUUACCAGAAACAGUAUGAACAGUCAGAGACCAUGCUGCGGCAAGCACUACAAGGCCAAGGGAAGGUGUUUGGCCGUGAUCAUGCUGAAACACUUUAUUCCGCGCACUGGCUUGGCCUCUCCCUCUACCAUCUGGAACGAUACAAAGAGGCAGAGGUCUUGCUUCGACAAGCUCUACAAGGUCAAGCGAAGGUGUUAGGCCGUGAUCAUGCUGAAACACUUUAUUCCGCGCACUGGCUUGGCCUCUCCCUCUACCAUCUGGAACGAUACAAAGAGGCAGAUGUCUUGCUUCGACAAGCUCUACAAGGGCAAGAGAAGGUGUUGGGUCGCGACCAUGCGGAUACCCUCAAAUCUGCACUCUGGCUUGGCCGGUCUCUUUUUAAGCAGAAUAGGUAUAAAGAAGCAGAGACCAUGCUCCGACAAGCUCUAACAGGGCAAGAGAAAGUGCUGGGCCAUGACCAUGCGGACACCCUCAAAUCUGCGCAUUGGCUUGGCCAGUCUCUUUAUGAGCAGAAACGGUACAGAGAAGCAGAGAAAAUGCUCCGACAAGCUCUAACAGGACAAGAGAAGGUGCUGGGCCAUGACCAUGCGGACACCCUCAAGUCUGCGCAUUGGCUUGGCCAGUCUCUUUAUGAGCAGAAACGGUACAAAGAAGCAGAGAAAAUGCUCGGUCGUUCUCUGCAAGGGCGAAAGCAGGUGCUAGGUCAGGACGACGCAAACACACUUCUCUCUGCAGAGUGGCUUGGCAAAUCUCUGUAUGAGCAGAAGCAAUACAAAGAAGCAGAGAAAAUGUUCCAUCAUGCCUUGCAAGGGCGAGAGAAGAUCCUUGGCCAAGACCAUCCGUCAUCACGGCACACCAAAACCUUGACCGACAAGGCACAUCGCCGAACUCGAUUCCCAUACAUUUAA
Molecule: messenger RNA, 3417 nt
Organism: Penicillium riverlandense
Lineage: Eukaryota; Fungi; Ascomycota; Eurotiomycetes; Eurotiales; Aspergillaceae
Exons: 3
Coding region: 1-3417 (1138 amino acids)
Biological process (GO): microtubule-based movement; protein phosphorylation
Cellular component (GO): membrane-bounded organelle; cytoplasm; kinesin complex
Molecular function (GO): protein kinase activity; kinesin binding; ATP binding
Source: RefSeq, a predicted model, not a curated record